Messenger RNA from Hypanus sabinus (Atlantic stingray), 2492 nucleotides. RefSeq names its product gastrula zinc finger protein XlCGF8.2DB-like. NCBI's taxonomy places the organism in Eukaryota, Metazoa, Chordata, Chondrichthyes, Myliobatiformes, Dasyatidae. The record is from RefSeq and is a predicted model, not a curated record. The transcript has a single exon. The coding region runs from base 351 to 1091 and encodes 246 amino acids.
UGAGUUCACAGUGGGGAGAGGCCGUUCACCUGCUCUGUGUGAGGGAGGGGAACUACUCAGUCAACCAGCCUGAAGAUACAUCAGCAAGUUCACACCACAGUGAGAUGCUCCACCUGUUCUGACAGCAGGAAGCAAUUCAUUCUGUCGUCGGUGCUAAAUAUACAUCUGAAAAUUCCCCAGUGAGAAGACAGUAACCUGUUUACAUGGUGGGAAGGUAUUCACACACUAAACCAUGCCACAGUGACACCAGCAAGUUCAUAACGGGGAGAGGCCAAUCACCUGCUCUGUGUGCGAAAGGAUUCACUGAAUCAUCUCAACUGAAUGAACACCAGUGAGUUCACACUGAAAAGAUGUUGUUCACCUGCUUAGACUGUGGGAAGGGAUUCACUCGUUCAUCCACACUACAGAGACACCAGCGAGUUCACACCGGGGAGAGGCCAUUCACUUGCUCUGAAUGUGGGAAGGGAUUCAGUGACUCAUCCAAACUUGUGAGACACUACCGAGUUCACACUGGGGAGAGGCCGUUCACUUGCUCUGAAUGUGGGAAAGGAUUUGCUCGGUCAUAUCAACUGACUGAACAUCAGCGAGUUCACACUGGGGAGAAACCGUUCAGCUGCUUUCAAUGUGGCAAGGGGUUCACCCAAUCAACUCAUCUGAAAGUACAUCAGCGAAUUCACACUGGGGAGAAACCGUUCAGCUGCUCUGAAUGUGGGAAGGGAUUCACUGAUUCAUCCCACCUUGUGAAGCACUGCCGAAUUCACACUGGGGAGAAGCCAUUCACGUGCUGUGAAUGUGGGAAGGGAUUCACUGACUCAUCCCACCUUGUGAAGCACUGCCGAAUUCACACUGGGGAGAAGCCAUUCACAUGCUCUGAAUGUGGGAAGGGAUUCACUGACUCAUCCCACCUUGUGAAGCACUGCCGAAUUUACACUGGGGAGAAGCCAUUCACAUGCUCUGAAUGUGGGAAGGGAUUCACUCAGUCGUCUCAUCUGAAUGUACAUCAGCGAAUUCACACUGGGGAGAAACCGUUCAGCUGCUCUGAAUGUAGGAAGGGAUUCGCUGAUUCAUACUCCCUUGUGAAGCACUGCUGAAUUCACACUGGGGAGAAGCCAUUCACGUGCUGUGAAUGUGGGAAGGGAUUCACUGACUCAUCCCACCUUGUGAAGCACUGCCGAAUUCACACUGGGGAGAAGCCGUUCACGUGCUGUGAAUGUGGGAAGGGGUUCACUGCGUCAUCCAACCUGGUGAGGCACUGCCGAACUCACACUGGGGAGAAACCGUUCACCUGCUCAGAUUGUGGAAAGGGAUUCACUCGGUCAUCAGGCUUCAAAGUCCAUCAGCGAGUUCACACUGGGCGAUGCCAGUCACCUGUUCUGAUUGUGGGAAUGAAUUCGCUCAGACAUCUCAACUGACUGAACAUCAACUGCUCAGAGUGUGGGAAGGCAUUCACACACUGAUCCACACUGCAGAGACAGUGGUGGGUUCACACUGUGGGGAGGGUGGUCACCUGCUCAGACUGUGGGAAGGCAUUCACACACUGAUCCACACUGCAGAGACAGUGGUGGGUUCACACUGUGGUGAGGGUGGUCACCUGCUCUGACUGGGAUGGGUUUCAAUCAGUCAUUCAUCCUUGUGUCCCCGUACCGAGCUUUGACCCAACGUGAAUUGGAGAGAUCAGAAGCUUGAGAGGACGCAAUUCACUCAGGUUCACCAAUGGUGUAUUAAAGGCAGUGGUUCAGGGCAGGUUAUUUUUGAGCUUUCAACAGUGGCCACUCCACAGUCAGGAUGGAUUAUCAAGGAAACCUUUAUUAGCAGGAGCAAGUGGAGCGGUCACUGAUGGAGUGGACAGAGUUGGAGCGGAGACUUUGAGGCUUUAAUUCUUUAAUUCAGUGGGGAGAGCAGUCAGUCAGAGAAGGCAAAAUCAUGAUGGAGGUAGAAUUAUUUUUGCCCCUUUACAUUUUCUUAGUUGAAACAGUGGAGAUGACAGGCAGGGUGCUGGAAAGCUGCUUUGUGGGAUGUGGGAAGGCCGGGGACCCUCCUGUGUCCCUGAUAACUACACCUGUGAGAAGGGCAUCCAGCUUCAGCUCCGAACAAUCCAAAUUACGGAGUUGCAGCUGGAACUGGAUGAACUCCAGAUCAUUCAGGAGGCUGAAGGGGUGAUAGGUAGGACAUUUGAGAGGUAUUUGCACCCAAGGUGCACGGCACAGGGAACUGGGUGACAGUGAGGAAGAAACUGGACUCUCUGUUUCCCCCUGUGCCCAUCCCUCUGAACAACACAGGUAUCACUUUAGGUACAGUCGGGGAUGGUGGGAUGACCUGGCAAAGAAAAGUCACAGCAAUAGGGUCUCUGGCACUGAGCAUGGCUCUGAGACUGAGAAGGGAAGGGAGGAGAAGAGGCGAGCUGUGUUGAUACGUGGCUUGUUAGCUCAGGGAACUGACAGGAUGUACUGUAGGUGAGAAUGAAAUUCCAGGAUGGUGUGUUCCCUCCUGCA